Molecule: messenger RNA, 4980 nt
Organism: Nanorana parkeri
Lineage: Eukaryota; Metazoa; Chordata; Amphibia; Anura; Dicroglossidae
Product: up-regulator of cell proliferation-like
Exons: 2
Coding region: 1-4980 (1659 amino acids)
Biological process (GO): regulation of apoptotic process
Molecular function (GO): GTP binding
Source: RefSeq, a predicted model, not a curated record
AUGUCGUCUCCGGAGGAAGUGUCACAGACUAUAGGACGGCUGAGGAAGAGAUUUGUAGAGAUAUUCGAGGAGGAUGUGGAUGGCUUGUGUGAUGAGCUGGACUUCCUCCAUCUCUUAUCUCUGGAGGAAUACGUUGAUCUCCAGUAUGUUGAGGAUCCCAGAAUGAGAACUGAGAAGAUGAUAGACAUUAUACUCCAGAAGGGAGAGAUGGCUUCUAAGAAAUUCCUGGAUCAUUUCUAUAAUAUGAUUCUCAGGUUCCCGGCGUUGUCUAGUUUACCUCAGCAUCUUCUACAUGGCAAGAAAAACCCUUUCCAGGAACUUGUGGGACAGCUAGAUAUGAAAAAUCACUUGACUUCAAAGGUGGCUUUGAGUGAUAUUCUGAGCAUUGGGUCAGAGAGCCUGAGAGACGAUCAGCCUCACAAUUUAAUAGAUAUUCCGUUGUACUUCUUGAGGAACCUCAUGGCUUUGAAAAGGAUCUCCCGAAAUACCCAACUCAAGAAAAAAUCAUCUACUCCAGUCAAUAUUGACGUGUUUAAUAUGUUCGAAGCUGAAGAUGACACAUCAAGCACAAUUCACCCCCUGGAUGUCCUGUGUGUUCUCUUCCAUUGUUCAGACAGUUUUCUGCAACAAGAGAUUGUAACCAAAUUGUCCAUGUGUCAGUAUGCUGUUCCUCUACUGCUCCCCCCAGUUGGUGACGGGUCACACUGCACCUUCAUGUUGUGGGCAAUAAGAGACAUUGUGAAGAAGUGGAGACCUCAGUCACUAGCAGACAGUAAAGGAUUCAGAGAAGAAAACGUUGCUAAUAUUCUAAUGCCGAUCUUCUCUUUUGUCAGAUUAGGGAAAAGUAAAUUGUCCAAAUCUAAAAUCCUGAACCAGAUUCUAAAUCCAGCUCAGCAACAGCACAAUUUCUUUAUCCACCAUGAUAUGGAUGGCGGAAACGUCAAAAGGAAAAUAUCUGAUGGACUGGUGGAAAUGUCUUGGUACUUUCCAUGUGGGAAUUCUGAUGUUUACCCGGAGCCCAUCGCAGUGACCAACCUACGAGGAGACCUGGAGGACAACUUGGACCAGUUCACGUUUCUGACUCGAAUCUCAUCAGCUGUAUUUAUAUUCAUUGAGAGUAUUUCUGAGAGGCAAUUCAAACUGUUAUCAUCCUUGAAACACACUGAUACCCAGUAUUACUUCAUCAUUACACCAGGGUCAGGCAAAAAAAUUAACUCAAAAAUGCAAACAUUUUUAAAGCAUCUAAUGGAAACAUUACAUGUUAGCGCAGAUCAAAUUAUAGGUAAAAGAAACAAUUCAAAUGAUGCUGAAUUUGUGGAAAAGAUCCAGGACCUCAUUGGAAGCUUAUUAGGAAAAGAGCCCCCAAGACUGGCACUAGAGAGUAUGAAAUUACAAACACAUGGGCUCCAGAUUGAUGUAGAUGAGAACUUUGCUGAGUGUCAGAAAGCAAGAGCAUGUGCAUGUAAUAUUACCUCAAUGAUCAAAGACGUGAACGUGUUUAAAAAAGAAAUGCUGAAACUGCAGGGGAAUCUGUGGAAAGAACUGUCCAAAGUAGAGAAAGAACUUUGUAGAAUGACAAACCAAGGGGAAAUGGGUACAGAAGAAUAUCAGUCUCAUUUAAAAGAGCAACGCAUUGCACUGCACAAGGAACAAAACCAGCAUGAUUUGACUGAUGCUAUGAUGUUGUUUAUAUCUGCAAUCACUAAUCUAUCUCAGGUAGAGAAACAAUAUUUCCUGAAGUGGAUGAAAUUAGAACUUGAUUUAAUUGCUAGGAGGAAUAUGUCUUCUUUACAGGUGGAAUACAAAGAAAGAAGUAGAUCAGAUAAUCCAGAGGAACUCAAGCAGGUAGACCAAAAAAUCUCGGACAGUUCUUUAGGAAUUGAACACUUCCUGCGUGAGUUAGGACAGUUCUAUGAGGCUGAAUGUUCUAUGCUUAAAGAAAACAAUAUUGCAGCAGAUAGAGCCCAGUUUACAGGACUUCCAGGGAUUGCUGCUGAUCUUCUCUUGGAUGGAUUUCCAUUGGAGCUUAUCGAUGGAGAUGCCUCCAACAUCCCAAUAAAAUGGGUAACUGAUGUCCUCACUGAGCUGGAUACCAAGACAGGAGGAAAAAGUAAAAUAAGGGUAAUAACUGUGCUGGGAGUGCAGAGUACGGGGAAAUCCACCCUUCUGAACACCAUGUUUGGUCUUCAGUUCCCAGUGGCCAGUGGAAGAUGCACAAGAGGAGCCUUCAUGACUCUUCUUAAUGUGAAAGAGAACUUCCAGGAGGAACUGGGCUGUCACUUUAUCCUGGUGAUUGACACAGAAGGGUUGAAAGCUCCAGAGUUGGCCUCUUUGGAGGACAGCUAUGAACAUGACAAUGAACUGGCCACACUAGUGGUCGGGUUGAGUGAUAUCACCAUAAUCAAUAUGGCCAUGGAGAACACAACAGAAAUGAAGGAUAUUUUACAGAUUGUGGUUCAUGCUUUUCUUCGGAUGAAAGAAAUUGGGAAGAAACCCAACUGUCAGUUUGUACAUCAGAAUGUGAGUGAUGUGUCCGCUCAUGAAAAGAAUAUGAGAGACAGGAGAAAACUUCUGGAACAGCUGGAUGAAAUGACCAAAGCAGCUGCAAAAAUGGAGAAGAAGGCUGGAAUCACCUCCUUCAAUGAUGUGUUGGACUAUGAUCUGGAUACACACAGCUGGUACAUUCCUGGACUCUGGCAGGGGGUCCCACCAAUGGCUCCAGUGAACUCUGGUUACAGUGAAAAUGUCAAUAAGCUAAAGCAGCAUUUGAUUGAAUUCAUGAAAUCCCAGAAUGCAUCUUGCAAGAUUGGUGAAUUUAUCACAUGGAUAGAAAGUUUGUGGAGAGCAGUGAAACACGAAAAGUUCAUCUUCAGUUUUCGGAACAGUCUGGUAGCUGAUGCUUAUAAUAAAUUGUCUAUGCAGUUUUCUCAGUGGGAAUGGGAAUUUUCCAAAAAAGUCUACAACUUUGUCAUCAGGACAGAAAAUAAUAUAAGAAACCAGUCAGCUGAGAAUAUGGACACGGAAACCUAUGAAGAGUACAUGAGAGAACUUCAAUUUCUGGUGUCUGAGGAGGAAAACAACAUUUUGGAUUUGUUGGAGCAAUAUUAUGAGAGUAAGUCUGAAAACGUUCAUCUUAUAGAACGAUAUCGGGAAGAUUUCAGAAUGAGCGUACAUUCCCUAAGAAAAGAUCAGGAAAGAAAGGCUCAGACUAAAUGUAGUGAGGCCAUUUCUAUCCAGAAAGGGAAGUUUGAGAUCCAGGAAAUCCAGAAUCAAUAUCAGAAGAUAAUCGAAGAGAAAAUCAGCAACCUCCUGAAAAACAGUGGAAUUAAGAAUUCUAAACUAAAGGAUGAGAAAUUGCUACAGGAAUUUGAGUCCUUGUGGGAGAAAACUCUGACAGAGUUACAGAUAAAGAAAUUAGUUACACGUGAUGUUGACCAAGCAAUUUUACAGCAACUGAGACAGGACCUGAACACUAAAGGGUCUGAGGUGAAUAAAAAAUUAAUAAACAUAAAAAAUCUAACAAGCCACGGAAAGCGUAGUUUUAAAAUGAACGAAAAGUAUAUUGAUUAUUCUUUCUGGUGUCGUUUCAAGAACAUAAUUGGCCUACAAAGUGAAACAUAUGAAAAGGUAGAGAAAUUUGCUGUCUCAGUAAUAGAUAAAUGUAAAAUGUAUGUGAAAGAAAAAGCUGACACUUCAGAGGAUUAUGACAAAACUCACUGCCAGGAUUUACUGCACAUGAUUAAUGGACAACUGAAAAGCAGCAAUCUGCCAUUUUCUGUAGAAUUUGAGCUAGAUAUCAAACUUAUGAUUCUUGGAAAUGCUGCCCAAAACUUUCAAAAGAUGCACGACACAUUUAUCAAAAAUAAUGACCCACGAGCCUCCCUGGAGAGCCUGAAACCUCACUAUUUAUCAACAUUUCUCAGCGUAUUUCAAGAGAAAGAUGUAAGUCAGAGCAGAGCCAGACAAUUCUGUGAACGUUGUCUCAAACCAGCAAUUACUGACUAUGUCUUCAGACAUCUCGGAGAAAAGAUAGUGGAUGACAUUUUAAAAAGCUCCGAAAAUAUCAUCUUCAGCAGCAGAAGCUUUUUUCAGUGUAACAUGCUAGAAAUAUUAUUGGAAGAAAUGUCAUUUAAAAAAUACGUAGAAUACAUUCACUCAUAUGAGAAAUUUUCAGAAUCAUGGAUAAUAAGUUACAUUUGUAACAAAUACAAGAGCUCAACAACUGUGGAAAUAAUAUGCAAAAAUAUUCUGUCCUUCAUAAUGGGGGAAAUUCACACUGUACUUAAAGACAAAGCAUGUUUGCAAAGUCCUGAUGUAUCAUCAUUUUUAGAAAAUGUCUGUGAAAUGUUACAAAAUGAACUGGUAAUAUCACAGAAGGAGAUGAAGGUGAUCAUUUUCCAUAACACGGCUACGGUGGAGCAGUUUUCAACUGACGUUCAACACUUCCUCAAAGAGACAGAGCAACAAAUGAUAACAGAACUGGGAUUUUUGGAUAUUGAGUCUGUGCUUUCCAGAGUUACACUGAAGCCUCAUUAUGAACUGGUCAGGAAGGUGGUUGGAUGUGGCAAGCAGUGUCCAUUCUGUAAAGUACCCUGUGAGGCCGGAGGUGGUGACCAUAGGGAGCACUUUUCAUCCAUCCACAGAUCCUCAGGAUUGGGAGAGUGGAGAAAAGUGAAUUCUAGGAUUUUGAUCACUGACAUCUGUUCCACUCUUGUUGUUUCUGACAGACACUUUAGAUGUUCUCACACAAUGGGGGAAUAUCAUCCAUACAAAGAGUACCGUACUUAUUUUCCAAAUUGGGCCAUUCAGCCUGACCCCAGCAUUGAGUCCUCAGACUACUGGAAACACAUCUUUGUGCAGUUUAACCAGCAAUUUGCAGAAGAGUACGAUGCAAGACCAGCCAAACUUCCGCAAGACUGGAAGAAAAUCACCAAAGAUCAAGCUCUUAACAGUCUAAAGAAAGUGUUCAAUGUGAGCUAG